AUGGAGCGUCACAAUGCAGCUGUCAAGGCAAUUGCCUCUGAGGUCGAGCGUUUCCACCAGCUCCAACGGCCAUUCCGUAUCUACCAUGGCUCAACCAACAGCACGCGCCAAUCCCAGCAUGGUCCGGAUAAUACCAUCUCGACCGCGGACCUAACUCAUGUUUUGGACAUCAAUACGACCACUCGGACGGCUCUAGUUGAGCCAAAUGUCCCAAUGGACGCCCUCGCCCAGGCCACCGCGGCGCAUCACCUAGUUCCGCUGGUGGUCAUGGAAUUCCCUGGCAUCACCGUGGGCGGGGGCUUCUCCGGAACGUCCGGCGAGAGCAGCUCAUUCCGCCACGGAUUCUUCGACGCAACGGUAAAUUGGAUUGAAUUUAUCCUCCCCAACGGCGAGAUCACUAGAGCGUCAAAGACUGACCGAACGGACCUGUUCUGGGGCGCUGCGUCGGCAUUCGGUACUUUGGGCGUGGUGACCAUGCUCGAGGUACAGCUGCGCCCCGCCAAGCCGUUCAUCGAGCUGCGGUACUAUUCCACAUCGAGUAUGGAUGAGGCCAUGCACGUAUUCCGAGCGGUCACAAACGACCCUAGUACCGAGUACCUGGACGGUAUCGUCUACGCGCGGGACCACGUCGUCGUCUGCGCGGGGAAACUAGUCGACGUCCCGCGUACAGCACCGGUUCGUCUCACCAGACCAUGGGAUGAAUGGUACUAUCUACGAGCCCAGAACCGUAGUCACCAGUCGUCAGGCCCAGCACUAAACCAAGCAGCCGUUGACUACAUCCCCCUCGCCGACUACCUCUUCCGUUAUGACCGCGGGGCGUUCUGGGUAGGCCGCUACGCCUACAGCUAUUUCUUCGUGCCCUUCAUCUACCUCACGCGUGUCUUACUGGACUGGUUCAUGCACACCCGGGUUAUGUACCAUGCCUUGCACGAAAGCGGCCACGCAAAACGGUACAUCAUCCAAGACGUGGCGGUGCCGUACGCCGGAACAAGCGAAUUCGUCAACUGGCUCGAUAACAAGGAGAACUUUGGCGCAUACCCAAUCUGGCUAUGUCCAUUGAGACAUGGGCCAGGGAUGAUGGAGCGAUCUGUUUCUGCGGCGGAGAAAAGCACUGAAUCCGAGUUCGAAAAGAAGCCGAACGCAACCACGGACGAUUAUUAUCUCAUGAAUUUUGGUCUAUGGGCGCCCUCGCGCCAUCCCAGUGAUCGGUCUGCAUUCCUGACGCAGAACCGUCGCCUCGAGCGAAAGGUCCUCGAUCUACAGGGGAAGAAGUGGUUGUAUGCGCAUGCGUACUAUACUGAAGAUGAGUUCUGGUCUAUUUACGAUAAGAAGCAGUAUGAUGCCCUGCGGGAGAAAUACCAUGCGUCCUAUCUGCCGGAUCUGUAUCAGAAGGUGCGUGUAGAUUUGAGUCCGCAACAGGGCUCGCAGAAUUGGGUCGAUUGGGCGAAGAGCGUGAUUUGGGAGAUCCGGCCUGUUAGUGGACUGUACGGCGUGUACAAAGCGCUCAGGGGAGGAGAGUAUUUCAUCCGAAAGAGCAAGACGGCGUGA
Messenger RNA from Aspergillus ruber CBS 135680, 1548 nucleotides. RefSeq names its product FAD-binding oxidoreductase. Gene Ontology annotation, cellular component: cytoplasm; membrane. Gene Ontology annotation, biological process: steroid metabolic process. Gene Ontology annotation, molecular function: FAD binding; Delta24(24-1) sterol reductase activity. The transcript has a single exon. Lineage: Eukaryota; Fungi; Ascomycota; Eurotiomycetes; Eurotiales; Aspergillaceae. The record is from RefSeq and is a predicted model, not a curated record. Bases 1 to 1548 code for a protein of 515 amino acids.